This is a messenger RNA of Ascochyta rabiei, 1800 nucleotides long. RefSeq names its product bifunctional phosphoribosylaminoimidazolecarboxamide formyltransferase/IMP cyclohydrolase. Gene Ontology annotation, molecular function: phosphoribosylaminoimidazolecarboxamide formyltransferase activity; IMP cyclohydrolase activity. Gene Ontology annotation, biological process: 'de novo' IMP biosynthetic process. Gene Ontology annotation, cellular component: cytosol. The transcript is spliced from 3 exons. Bases 1 to 1800 code for a protein of 599 amino acids. Lineage: Eukaryota; Fungi; Ascomycota; Dothideomycetes; Pleosporales; Didymellaceae. The record is from RefSeq and is a predicted model, not a curated record.
AUGGGUGGCCAAAAAACUGCUAUUCUGUCCGUCUACGACAAGACAGGUCUGCUCGACCUGGCUAAGGGUCUUCAUGAGGCCAACGUCCGGCUGCUCGCCUCUGGCGGCACGGCCAAGAUGAUCCGCCAGGCCAAUUUCCCCGUCGAAGAUGUCUCUGCCAUUACCAAGGCACCUGAGAUGCUCGGUGGACGCGUCAAGACGCUUCACCCUGCUGUCCACGGCGGCAUUCUCGCACGCAACCUCGACUCGGACGACUCGGACCUCUCGGCAAACAGCAUCGACAAGAUCGACUUCGUCGUCUGUAACCUAUACCCCUUCUCCGAGACCGUCGCCAGGAUCAACGUCACCAUCCCCGAGGCUGUUGAGGAGAUUGACAUCGGCGGUGUCACUCUUCUGCGAGCUGCGGCCAAGAACCACGCGCGCGUCACUAUCAUCAGUGACCCCAACGACUACCACGACCUCCUUACCGAGCUCAAGGCAAACAAUGGCGAGGUUUCUGAGAAGAGCAGGCAGCGAUACGCUCUCAAGGCUUUCGAGCAGACGUCCGCAUACGACAGUGCCAUCUCUGAGUUUUUCCGAAAGAAGUACGCUGGCGAGGGCGACCAGUUCCUUCCUCUGCGAUACGGCGCCAACCCCCACCAGAAGCCUGCGACGGUCUCCAUGCCUGACAAGCCUCUGCCCUUCAAGGUUCUUUGUGGAUCACCAGGAUACAUCAACUUGCUAGAUGCAUUGAAUGCAUGGCCCUUAGUCCAGGAGCUGAGCAAAGCGCUGAACUACCCAGCCGCUGCCAGCUUCAAGCAUGUGUCUCCCGCCGGUGCCGCUAUUGGUGUUCCCCUCAGCGCGGAGGAGAGGCUGGUCUACAUGGUCGACGACAUCGAGGGUAUCGAGAAGUCUGGUCUCGCCCAGGCUUAUGCUAGGGCUCGUGGCGCCGACAGGAUGUCCAGUUUUGGUGACAUGAUUGCCCUGUCCCACGAGGUCGACCUGCCAACUGCAAAGAUCAUCAGCCGAGAGGUUUCUGACGGUGUCAUCGCGCCCGGCUACACCACGGAGGCUCUGGAAAUCCUCAAGAAAAAGAAGGCUGGCAAGUACCUCGUCCUUCAGAUGGACAACGACUAUGUUCCAUCCGCCGAGGAGACAAGGACGGUCUACGGCAUCACUCUUAAGCAGCACCGCAACGAUGCCAAGAUUGCGCCUGCGGACAAUUUCAACACCGUCAUUGUCCCCAAGGGUACCGGCCCUCUGCCCGAGUCUGCGCAGCGUGAUCUGACGGUGGCUACCAUUGCGCUCAAGUACACACAGUCUAACAGUGUCUGCUACGCGCUCAACGGUCAGGUUGUUGGUCUUGGUGCCGGUCAGCAGUCCCGCAUCCACUGCACACGUCUAGCAGGCGACAAGGCUGACAACUGGUGGAUGCGCUUCCACGAACGUACCCUCAACCUGAAGUUCAAGAAGGGCACCAAGCGUCCCUCCAAGUCUAACGCCAUUGAUCUCCUCUGCUCCGGUCUCGUCCCCGAUGCUGGCAUUGAGUACGAUGACUUCGCUGCAAAUUUUGAGGAAGGCCAGGUCCCUAAGUCGUUCACCCCAGAGGAGCGCAAGGAGUGGUUGUCGAAGCUCCAGGGCGUUGCGCUGUCCUCGGACGCUUUCUUCCCCUUUAUCGACAAUGUCUUCAGGGCGCACAGGAGUGGUGCCAAGUACAUCGCUGCACCAACAGGAAGCCAAAAUGACGGCGCCGUCUUUGAGACCGCCGAGAAGCUGGGUAUCACGUUCGUCGAGCAGCACAUCAGACUGUUCCACCACUAA